Messenger RNA from Fusarium venenatum, 1179 nucleotides. RefSeq lists its product as uncharacterized. Lineage: Eukaryota; Fungi; Ascomycota; Sordariomycetes; Hypocreales; Nectriaceae. The record is from RefSeq and is a predicted model, not a curated record.
AUGUCGAAUAUAAACAUCGAUAAAUCGACACCUGCUGUCAUCGAAUGGCAAUACGGUGACGCGACCCGUUCAUUGAUCGAGCCUGAUCCCAAAUACGCCAGCAUAACCUUCACGACACGCUUUGAUGCAACUACCUCUUUCUUCGAACUGAGCAUACCGAUCAAGAUAAAGAAUACCAGACUGAAGGAUGAUAAGGAUGGAGACAACGGCGUUUCAGCGCUCCUUAUGCGUAUUUGCUCUUCUGCUGUCAGCACCUUGUCCUUCGCCUCCACCACAGAGGCUCCCGACACGAUACAAAAGAAGCUCACAUCUCGUACGACGCGCCUUGACUUUAAAUUAAACCAAAAUUUUGAUACCCUUGUCCCUAAAAAUGCCGACGAGUCUCUUGUACCAGCUCGUGUGCAAUCGAGGAUAGUUCUUGAUGCUAUCCGUCAGAUCUCCAAUACAACUACAUUAUCCGUUUAUAUUCAAGAUGGUGUCUUGUCCAACAGCCAGCUGCAAUCCAUCAGUGACGCGUGCGGCCAAAAUUGUUCCAAAUCAGUUCGUAGCAAUGAUUACGACCUCUCCAGUCUCUACGGUGGCGAUGGAGCCAAGGUCAUCCAUCUCUCGGCCCAGACUGGACAACCUCCUCCAUCAUAUAACGAAAUCGGGUCUCCACCACCGAGCGCCCCAAUCAAUCCGUUAAAGCGGCGGCGCCAAGAUUCCGGGGCUGAACGCAGUGGUGCCACGACCGAAUUACAAGCUAUGCUCGAAAAGAUGGAAGCGCGAAUGCUAGCAAAGAUGGAGGAGCGGCUGAAGGGGCUAAAAACCGCGAAACAACCCCCGAGAGAAGACUUGAACAGACGCAUCGAAGAGCUGGAGAACGAGAACCAACGCUUGAAAGAAAGAAUGGAAGAGCGUAUCAAGGGACUGGAAAACGAGAAUCGGCAUCUAAGAGAAGGCAUAGUCAAGCUACGUGCACUCUUUGAGAACCAGACUGACGACAUUGACCGCGUGGGGGAGCAGACCUCCGAGAAUACCGCAGAGUUGGUAACUAUCGACGACGAACUGACGCACGUCAGGCACGAUGUCGACGAGUUGGUGGUCAAGGCCGAUUCUCUCGAAAGAGGCGACCUGGUAGAGAUGGUUAAGAACGAUGUUCUCGAAUACAUAAGGAUACGUCUAUGGGGGAACGAUUGA